AUGGGGAAAUUGCUCACAUUUUUGCUAUGCAUUUCCCUGUUUGAAGGAUGGAUGGUCAUGUCUGUUCCCUAUGAUCAUACAGCGAGCAUUGAGUGCUUGAGCAGCCCGAUGAAUUCUCUGUACAAAGGUGGCAUUAUCCAGAACAGCGAGUUCAACAGCGGCCUGAUGGGCUGGUUGGUGCCGGUGGGCGUGCAGGCAGGCGUGAGCAGCUCGCCGUCCGGCAACAAGUACGCGUCAGCGAAGAGCAAGGGGCAACCGUCGCGCAGCGUGUACCAGAAGAUCCAGAUGCAGACCAACACCCACUAUGCCCUCUCAGCAUGGUUGCAGGUUUCAUCCGGCACUGCCGAGGUGAAAGCGAUGUUCCAGGCUCCCAACGGCGCGUACAUCAUCGGCGGAACCACCGUGGCCAAGUCCGGCUGUUGGAGCAUGCUAAAGGGCGGCAUGACUGCUUAUUCUUCCGGACAAGCCGAGUUCUUCUUCGAGGCCGAUGGUGUGGUGGACAUCCUGGUGGACAGCGUCUCCCUACAGCCCUUCUCCUUCGCCGAGUGGAAAAACCACAGCCGCCUGUCGGCCGACAAGGCCCGCAAGAGCACCGUCAAGGUCCUCGCCCGGGGCCCCGACGGUGUCCCGUUGGCCAAGGCCAACGUGAGGAUCGAGCUGCUCCGGCCUGGGUUCCCGUUGGGUAACGCCAUGACCAAGGAGAUACUUGACAUCCCGGCCUACGAGAAGUGGUUCACCUCACGGUUCACGGUGGCGAGCUUCGAGAACGAGAUGAAGUGGUAUUACACGGAGUGGAAGCGUGACCACGAGGACUACACCGUCCCCGACGCCAUGCUCCGCCUCGCCCAGAAGCAUAACAUCAAGGUGCGCGGCCACAACGUGUUCUGGGACACCAACAACACGCAGAUGGCGUGGGUGAACCCGCUGAGCCCCGACCAGCUCAGGGCGGCGAUGCAGAAGCGCCUCAACUCCGUCGUCACGCGCUACGCCGGCAAGGUGAUCGCCUGGGACGUGAUGAACGAGAACCUCCACGGCGAGUUCUACGAGACCAGGCUCGGCACUCCCAACGUGUCGGCGCAGAUCUACCAGCAGGUGGCGCAGAUCGACCGGACGGCGACGCUGUUCAUGAACGAGUUCAGCACUCUGGAGUGGGCCGGGGACAUGACCUCCAUGUCCAGCAAGUACGUCCGCAAGAUGGAGGAGAUACGCUCCUACCCCGGCAACGCCGGCCUCAAGCUCGCCGUCGGCCUCGAGAGCCACUUCUCCACGCCCAACAUCCCCUACGUGAGGGCGACGCUGGACAUGCUCGCGCAGCUCAAGCUGCCCAUCUGGCUCACCGAGGUCGACGUCUCCCCCAAGACGGGCCCCUACCAGGUGGAGUACCUGGAGGACGUGCUGAGGGAAGGCUACGGCCACCCCAACGUGGAGGGCAUCGUCAUGUGGGCCGCCUGGCACAAGCACGGCUGCUAUGUCAUGUGCCUCACGGACAAGGACUUCAACAAUCUUCCCGCCGGCAACCUCGUGGACAAACUCAUCGCUGAAUGGAAGACGCACCCCGAGGCCGCCACCACGGACGCCAACGGCGUGGCCGAGCUCGACCUCGUCCACGGCGACUACAGCUUCACCGUGACUCACCCGUCGCUCCAUUCGCCUACGGUGCACACUUUGACCGUGGAUGCCUCAUCGUCCUCUUCCUUGGAGCACUCUCUAGGCAUCCAGGAUUAA
Molecule: messenger RNA, 1725 nt
Organism: Lolium rigidum
Lineage: Eukaryota; Viridiplantae; Streptophyta; Magnoliopsida; Poales; Poaceae
Product: endo-1,4-beta-xylanase 5-like
Exons: 4
Coding region: 1-1725 (574 amino acids)
Biological process (GO): carbohydrate metabolic process
Molecular function (GO): hydrolase activity, hydrolyzing O-glycosyl compounds
Source: RefSeq, a predicted model, not a curated record